AUGGCUACCGAUCACGGCCGGCCAAUUGUCCCGCCAAGGGUCCUGAAAACUGACUAUCCCGUAAUUGAUACGGAUCCGUACGCUCGUCCCAAUUCCGAGACCAAUUCUCGAUAUGCUCUAUUUCUAACGUUAAUCGCAGUCAUGCCGUCCGAUUAUGCCGUUGGGGCUGGCGUUGCUGCAAUAUCACCGGCUCUCUUUUGGAUGAUGGAACGAAUGCAUCCGGCGGGUGCUAGGCCGGGAACCUUUGGCAAAGCUAUGCGAUUGGCAACGGCAAUUGGCAUGUUCGGUGGCCUACUCACCGUAUACAAUACAUCAUGUAAACGUUUCUACGGCUUUACGGAAAAUAAACGGGAGGUCGACAUGGACAUGCGUGAGAUGGUUGCCAAGGUUAAGAAAGGGGAGCCUUUAUACGGAGUCUCGUCGCUCUCUCCUUAUAUGCAAGGGGUUGCAGCUCGGAAUUCGCGAUAUUCCUCUCUAUUCAUCCAUGUCAUUCCUUGGUUCAAUUUUGUGAAUCACGACCAGCACGGCGUGGACACCGCGAAGUACUAUCAACAAGCUGAGCGAGAGCUAGAAGCAGAACGUCAAAAAGCAGCGUCCUCGUCAUAA
Messenger RNA from Histoplasma mississippiense, 606 nucleotides. RefSeq names its product NADH-ubiquinone oxidoreductase 21 kDa subunit. The record is from RefSeq and is a predicted model, not a curated record. The transcript is spliced from 5 exons. The coding region runs from base 1 to 606 and encodes 201 amino acids. NCBI's taxonomy places the organism in Eukaryota, Fungi, Ascomycota, Eurotiomycetes, Onygenales, Ajellomycetaceae.